Molecule: messenger RNA, 828 nt
Organism: Lodderomyces beijingensis
Lineage: Eukaryota; Fungi; Ascomycota; Pichiomycetes; Serinales; Debaryomycetaceae
Source: the annotation of a GenBank genome assembly
AUGGCCAACUGGGAUGACGAUGACUUUGCACCCACCAACAGCAAGGGUGGUUCGUGGGAAGAAGAGGAAGACGACGAGGAGUUUUUGGAGUCAUGGGACAUAGACGAAGAAGAAGUCGCAAGACAGAAAAAGGCAGCCGAGGAAGAGGCCAAGAAGAAGGCUGCUGAGGCCAAACGCCAGCUGGAUUUAGAAAAGAAGAAAAAGGAGCAAAAGAGGCUUGAGAUGGAGGAAUUCGACGCUAUGGACUCCAACGCCAAGAAGGAGCUCCUCAAAAAGGCAGAAUUGAAUGCCGAUCUAAACAAUGCGGCUGACUUGUUCGGCGGGCUUGGUGUGGCCGAAGACAACGAGGAGAUUGACGUUAACGAACAUCCCCGGGAAAAGGCUAGAAAACUUGAAGCCGAAGCUGCUCGGAGGAAGCCCGUUUUAACCAAAGACACCCCAUUGGAAGAACACCCGUUGUUCCAGCCAACCAACAAAGCCGAAUUUGAGCAGUUGCGCAAGGCAUUGAGUCUGUCGCUUGCCGCAUUGAGCGAAGACAGCUCCCUUCUCUAUGCAUCCUCCUUGGCCAUUGACCUCAUCAGGGACCUCACUCAACCGUUGUCCGUAGAAAACACGAGGAAAGUGGUGUCGACUUUGAAUGUCGUUGUCAAGGACAAGGAGAAGCAGGAGCGUUUGGCAAGGUUGAAGAAAGCCGGUGGUACUGCCACUGGCGGUGCUGGUAAGAAGAAGGCAAAGCCCGCGGCUAGGCCAAAUGUGGGCGGGUUCAAGAAGGAUGCAUUUGACGACAUGGGUGACAUUGAUGAUUUGGAUGACGACGAUUUCAUGUAG